This is a messenger RNA of Dermatophagoides farinae (American house dust mite), 1207 nucleotides long. Its product is annotated as MICAL-like protein 2. Gene Ontology annotation, molecular function: protein binding. NCBI's taxonomy places the organism in Eukaryota, Metazoa, Arthropoda, Arachnida, Sarcoptiformes, Pyroglyphidae. The record is from RefSeq and is a predicted model, not a curated record.
UCGUAUAACAAUAACCGAGAUAUAGAAAUAGAAAAUUCGGUCGACUCUUUCGACCAUAAUGGUUAUAAUAAAUCCAUCUCUCUCUCUCUCUCGGAAUGAUAAUGAUGUCUAGUGCGUAAUUCGGUCAUUGGUGAUGAUGAUGAUGAUGAUGAUGAUGAUAAUUUUCGGUCCAUAAACGUUGAACACUUUGCAAUCAUCAGUCAGAUUUAUUAUUGAUACAUUAUCAACAGUGAAAUAUGCCCGUUAAUCUUGGUGGAUCAUCAUCAUCUUCGAUGACUAGUAACAAUGGUCAGACCAGAGUUGUGAAACGUGGUCUUGAUGCAUUAGAAGCAUGGGGACGUCGUAUUACUACCGGUUAUCGUGAUGUACAUAUAAUUGAUCUAACAACAUCAUGGCGUGAUGGUCUUGCAUUCUGUGCUAUAAUUCAUCAUUUUCGUCCGGAUCUCAUUGAUUAUGAUAGCCUAUCGAAAGAGAAUAUUCUUUACAACAAUCAUCUUGCAUUUCGUGUGGCCAAAGAACAUCUUUCAAUACCGGCAUUAUUAGAUGCUGAAGAUAUGUUGAAACAUAUUGAACCGGAUAAACGUUCAGUGGCAUUAUAUCUAUCAGAAUAUUAUAAUUAUUUUGAGAAUGGUAAAUGUCGAUUGCCAUUACCAUCAUCACCAUCAUCAUCAUCGGAUACAACAACAAAUGGAAAUAAUAACAAUAAAUCAUUGUCAACAUCGGUUAGAUGAAUUUGUUUUUGUUUUUAUAUUUCCACAAAAGAAAACAAAAAAAAACAGAAUGGCUACUUGUAAACAAGAUGAUGUUAUCCACACCCGUAUUUUUUUUGUAUUUGAAUUGACAAUUCAAAAAAAAUGGAUAAUUAUUUUUUGUUGCUGCUGUAAUAACAAACAAACAAACAAACACACACACACACACCUACGACGACCUACAGUUUCGACUAUUCUCUACAACCGAUUCAAUCAUAUUCAUAUUCAAAUAAUAAUAAUAAUAAGUACCAUCAUCAUUUGUACACACACGCACACACACUAAUAACAUCCAGGAAGUGUUUGAUGUCAUGUUAAUGUUUUCAGUCAAGAUUUAACAAUGAAAAUUUAAUUUUUUUUCCAGUCAAUGUCAUUGACAUUGAUGACAUGAAAUGAUAACUUAACCAUGAAUUAUUAGUAGUUUAUUUUAAAAUGAUAAUAAUAUAAUAAUUUUGUUUUAA